This is a messenger RNA of Diceros bicornis minor, 681 nucleotides long. NCBI's taxonomy places the organism in Eukaryota, Metazoa, Chordata, Mammalia, Perissodactyla, Rhinocerotidae. The record is from the annotation of a RefSeq genome assembly.
AUGAACGAAAACUUAUUUGCCUCUUUCACUACCCCAACAAUUAUAGGACUACCUAUUGUUAUCCUAAUUAUUAUAUCCCCCAGCAUUAUAUUCCCCACAUCCAAUCGACUAAUUAACAACCGCCUAAUCUCCAUCCAACAAUGACUUCUUCAACUCACAUCAAAACAAAUAUUAUCUAUCCACAACAAUAAAGGUCAGACCUGAGCACUAAUACUUAUAUCCCUCAUCCUAUUUAUUGGCUCAACUAACCUACUAGGCCUAUUACCACACUCAUUUACACCCACUACUCAACUAUCAAUAAACCUGGGCAUGGCCAUCCCCUUAUGGGCAGGAACGGUGUUCCUAGGCUUUCGCCAUAAUACCAAAACAUCCCUAGCUCAUUUCCUCCCCCAAGGAACACCCAUUUUCCUCAUCCCUGCACUAGUAAUUAUUGAAACCAUCAGCCUAUUUAUUCAACCCGUAGCCCUAGCCGUACGACUAACAGCCAACAUUACUGCCGGACACCUUUUGAUAUACUUAAUCGGAGGAGCAACACUAGCUCUAAUAAAUAUCAGCCCCACCACAGCUCUUGUUACAUUUAUUAUUCUCAUCUUACUCACCAUUCUUGAAUUCGCUGUAGCCCUAAUUCAAGCUUACGUAUUUACCCUUCUAGUAAGCCUCUACCUGCACAACAACACUUAA